AUGAAAGCUAGAAGGGCAAGAGAAGACGAUGAGGUGAGAGAUAGAAGUGAGCAACCAAGGGGGACAUGGGAGGAAGUGUACAAAAAUGCGAAAAAAGCUGAUAGAAAUAAGAAUGAUUUGCAUGAGAGGGAUGAUGGGGAGCUUGAAAGAACAGGUCAACCGUUGUGCAUCUAUGAACCUUACUUUGGUCAAGGAUCUUGGUCUUUUCUCCACACUAAUUCUCUUUAUCGGGGGAUUAGACUCGCAGGGGAGUGCUUAAAAAGAGAAAAGGACAGAGUGUCUCAUUAUCUUCAUUCCAACAGUGAGCCAAAGCUUCUUGAGAUGUGGUGGUGGUGGUGGUUAUCGUGGUGGUGCCCCAGUCAACCAAAUCCAAACCUUAAUUUAGCUGCUGCUAGGCUUACCCCUGGUGAUAUUGGUGGAGUUGAAGGACCUGAUCGUAUAUUUGUUGGGGGUUUACUGUAUUACUUUACUGAGGUACAGAUAAGAGAGCUGCUAGAAUCCUUUGGACCGCUGCGUGGGUUUGAUCUUGUGAAGGAUAGAGAUACUGGAAACUCUAAAGGAUAUGGUUUAUGUGUCUAUGAGGAUCAAGCAGCCACAGAUGUUGCCUGUGCUGCACUUAAUGGCUUAAAAAAAGGGCGUUAUUGUCAGUUAUUCUUUCUUCCAAUAAAUAUAAAAUAUUUGGGAGUUAUUAAACAAAUCUUUUUCGAAGGGUGUCUGAGCUGGAAUCUCAAAUCGAGGUUGGAUGAUGAUGAAUUGAGCCCUGAACAAGUCAAUGAUGUUAAGGACUUCAUUGGUGACUAUGUGGCACGAAAUUAG
This is a messenger RNA of Lactuca saligna, 816 nucleotides long. NCBI's taxonomy places the organism in Eukaryota, Viridiplantae, Streptophyta, Magnoliopsida, Asterales, Asteraceae. The record is from the annotation of a GenBank genome assembly.